AUGAAGUUAAGAGUGGGUCUUACCCUGGUGGGGCUUCUGACCUGCAACCGCGCCCUGUUGCAGCUUGAGGCGGCUCGGUGCCUUCAUGAACUCUCUCAUUCUGAGCAAUCUGUGGUGGCUGAAGCCUGCCUACCAGCUACUUCCUACCUCCUCACCUACCUCUCCGGUCACAGUUCAGACUUCAUAGAGCUGUGUCUUUAUACGCUGGGAAACCUGAUUGUGGAGAGUGAGGCUGUGAGGAAGCAGCUCCUGCCACAGGGCAUUGUUCCAGCCUUGGCCUCCUGCAUCCAGUCCCCGCACGUGGCUGUGCUGGAAGCUGUUGGAUAUGCCUUGUCCCAGCUUCUGCAGGCUAAGGAAGCUCCAGAGGAGAUUAUUCCCUGUAUCCUGAACUCCACCCUGCCACAGCACAUGCUACAAUUGAUGUGGCCAGGCCCAAAGCUCAACCCUGGGGUUGCUGUGGAGUUUGCAUGGUGCCUUCACUACAUCAUCUGCAGCCAGGUCAAUAAUGCCCUGCUUAUCACUCAUGGAGCUCUGUCUACUCUGGGGCUGCUGCUGUUGGACUUGGCUGAGGUUGUCCAGAGAACAGAGGAUGCAGGACUGGAGCUGCUUGCAUGCCCUGUGAUUCAGUGCCUAAGUAAUCUGCUAACAGAGGUGGCAGUAGAGGAUGUGGGAGGUCAAAUGCAGCUCCAAGAUGAACGUAUUGUGGCAGCCUUAUUUAUCCUAUUUGAGUUCUUCCUUCAGAAACAGCCCAGCCUGCUUCCUGAGGGCCUCUGGCUCCUUAACAAUCUUACUGCAAACAGUCCUACUUUGUGUACUUCUUUGCUCUCCCUGGAGCUGAUCGAACCCCUCCUGCAGCUGUUAUCAGUGUCAAAUGUGGUGAGCAUACUGGUACUCACAAUUCUGUGCAAUGUUGGGAAGGGUCCAGCUUACUGCCAGCAGCUGUGGCCAGGGCCCUUGCUCCCCUGCUUGCUAAACACAGUGACCCUCUCAGACAUUGAGGUAGUAGGCCAGAGUUUGGAGCUGCUACAGCUGCUAUUCCUCUAUCAGCCAGAGGCUGCCCAGGCCUUCCUGCAGCAAUCUGGGCUUCAGGCCUUGGAAAGGCAUCAGGAGGAAGUCCAGCUUCAGGAUCGAGUGUGUGCUCUCCGGCAGACAGCUCUUCAUGGCUGACCUGGCUUCUCAUGUACUCCAUUCUCUCACCAGUCACUUUGCUCAUUUUCUUUCCAGAGGAUUAGGACCAUUAUAAACUGUUUUCUCCUCCUGUAUCUUAUACUGUUCGAACGGGAGAACCAGGGGGGUGCUUUAUAUAGCCUAUUUAUUCUAGGGCUUUGGAUUUUCCCCCCAUAGCCCCACCCC
This is a messenger RNA of Octodon degus (degu), 1353 nucleotides long. Its product is annotated as transmembrane and coiled-coil domain-containing protein 6. Gene Ontology annotation, molecular function: protein binding. The record is from RefSeq and is a predicted model, not a curated record. Lineage: Eukaryota; Metazoa; Chordata; Mammalia; Rodentia; Octodontidae.